AUUUAAAAGGAAUACAAGCUGAAUUUUUCUAAUGAAAUUAACUUAAUAAUGAAAUGAAGUCCAAUUUUAUCCAAACACUAGUUAAAAGUCUAAAUCUUGUUGACAAUACAGAGAGAAAAGCUUACCUGUUACAGUUAGUCCUUUUGAGAGAUUCAUGAAAAAGAAGAGAGAGAGAGAGAGAGAGAGCUCUAACCUUGUUAUUUGUUUAGGACAGUGAGGAGUACAAGCUCUUGUAUGAACGGGGAGCACAAGUAGUCAGUUAGAUAUAUAAAGGGGAGAAGUUUUAUUCGGUGCAGUCGAUCCCAUGGGAUUAAAUAAGUACCCGUCUUCAAAUACAGAAUGGUUUCGAAAUAUAGUAUUAGAUAAGGCGAAAAUAAAGAAGAAAACUUCAAGAUCAAAAGCUCGAACUAAACCUUCUUGCCUUGUAAAAAGAGAGAGAGAGAGAGAGAGAGGGUGGUGAAGCGGAAGAUGAAGCAGCAUCAUAAGUUGACGGUGGCGCUAUGCGGUGCAUGGGCGGCCACACUUCUCUAUGGCGAGAUGUUUGCCUUUUUGCUGCCUUCUCUUUGGUCUUGCUCUUGGCCUCAUCUUUCAUCUGUGAAUUCCAAGAUAAAUGGAGUCAAAGCGCCAAGUGAUUAUGUAAAAGUUGCUGUCCUAACAGACCCACAGCUUAUGGAUAGAACCUCUCUUCGUCUACCUCCAAAAUCGCUUGCUUUGGAGACUGCUCAAUUUUAUACUGAUUUAUACAUGUGCAGGGCGUUCUAUUUAUCUAUCCUGCCUUUCAAACCUGACGUGAUUCUGUUUUUGGGUGAUUACUUUGACGGGGGCCCAUAUUUAUCAGAUGAAGAAUGGCAGGAGUCCUUAAACCGCUUUAGGCAUGUAUUUGGUAUGAAUGCGGAAGGAAGAUAUAUGGAUAUGCAGGUUUACUUCAUUCCUGGAAACCAUGACAUUGGCUAUGAAAGCAUCAUUUCUCAUAAACCGGAGGUUGUUAGACGCUAUGUGGAAGGAUUUGGGACUAGAAACUUCCGGUUUACAGUUGGAAAACUGGAGUUUAUAGCUGUUGAUGCUCAAAUACUUGAUGGUCACCCACAAGAAAAUUUAGCUUCCAUGACUUGGGAGUUUGUGAAAAAUGUCUCUGCAGAUCGUCAAUUAAUGCCAAGGGUUUUAUUAACUCAUAUUCCAUUGUAUCGGCGGGAUAAUACUUAUUGUGGCCCUCACCGUAGUUCUCCAGUCAUCAAUCAGCGGAUUUCACGUUCUGCAGUUGGUCAAGAAAUAAUGUAUCAGAAUUAUGUUACUGAGGAAUCCUCAAACAAAUUGUUGGAGUUGGUCAAGCCUGCACUCAUUUUAUCAGGACAUGAUCAUGACCAGUGUACAGUGAUACAUGAGUCAAAAUAUGGGCCUGUAGUGGAGCACACUGUAGGAACCGUAAGCUGGCAGCAGGGGAAUUUGUAUCCUUCUUUCAUGCUAUUAUCUGUUAGUAACUCUGCGAAUGCCAAUGUGUCCGCCCCAGAAGAUGCAUUACUUUCUCAAUUAUGCUUUCUUCCGAUGCAAACACACAUUUACAUAUGGUAUCUGUCCCUCUUCAUUCUGACUAUUCUUAGUCUCCUGUUCUGGCCAACUAGCGGCAUAAGUUUUGGGCAUUAUUUGAGUGGUUUAGCAGCAUGCAUCAGACUUUAUGGUGGCAUGUUUAGGGGAGGGACAAAAGAAAAAAGUGAAGAUGAGAAUUGUGAAUAUGAGAUGAUGUGGGAUGCAGAAGGAACAAUGCAUCUUGUGAAGAAACCACUAGAUACUCCUGUAUCACGCCAAACUGAAAAAGCAUCGGUUGAAAGGGGUAAUGCUGUGAUGCGGCCAACAGCAAGAAAAAACAUUUCUCAAGAGAUGAAAAUUUCUAUGAACGUUGAUAUAAAUGCAGAUGUUGGACAUGAUCCGAACAAAUUACUGCAUAGAGCGAGCAAAUCAAAGACAAAGAUCAUUAUCCAAAGACUAGUGAGGACCUUUGGAAUGCUUAUAGUCAUUGCAGCUGUAAAUUUACCUAUAUACAUGAUGUUACUCUUCAAAGACUGGAUUGACAAGUGACAUAUCUAAAAAGAUUAUGUGCUUCAUGUAGCUUCUUACUCUGUUCUUGGUACCUAAAAGAAUGCCAUUGCCUAACUAGCUUCCAUUGAAGCAAGGAUAAUUUUGAUUCUUCCAUUAAUUUCCCAGGAGGGAAUUAAUUCCCAUGUUCUAUAAUUUGUGUUUUUCAUGCCCAAUUUUUACAUUUGGGAAUUGAGGAUAAUUUUGCCUUUUUAUCA
Jatropha curcas is the source of this 2288-nucleotide messenger RNA. RefSeq names its product Calcineurin-like metallo-phosphoesterase superfamily protein. Gene Ontology annotation, molecular function: hydrolase activity. Lineage: Eukaryota; Viridiplantae; Streptophyta; Magnoliopsida; Malpighiales; Euphorbiaceae. Gene Ontology annotation, biological process: GPI anchor biosynthetic process. Gene Ontology annotation, cellular component: endoplasmic reticulum. The record is from RefSeq and is a predicted model, not a curated record.